AUGACGACGCAAGGCGAAGGCCUCUCUUGGCCCCAGUUUACCAACGUAUCCUUCGACGGCACCAUCUCGAGUCAGCCAUCGGCAGGUUCAGACGCGUUCGACACAGCACCCGAGACCGUCGACUUUGGCGCAUCUCAGGCGUUCUUCGGCGGGCUAGACCACUCACCUUUCGGACUGCCUCCCCAAGACGGACGCGGCCACCCUAAUCACCGGUAUCGUUACGAGCACGACACCUUCUCCACAUCAUCAAGGCCGGUCAUCUCUGGUUCAGAUCCCAUCAGUAAGCUUGGUUUCACCUCGAAUCGCGCCUCCUCACAGCUACAUGGCAUGGCAGACAUGCACUCGCCUCCUCAGUUGAGUCCCCACAAUGUACACAUGCCGACCAGCCACAUUUCAUACCCAAACGCUUCUACACCAACCCACUUCUCGCCUCCGGAACAACAUACCCAGCACUACCAAAGUCCUCAUCAGAAAGCAUACGCAGCACAGAACGCAUCCUCAACACAGCAACAACAGCAGAACGAGGCGUCGCAACGUCUCGCCGAGAUCGAACGCCGCAACAGGGUGCGGGAAGAAGGCAAGGCACGCAGGACGCUGGAGAUCACAAAGCAGGUGAACGACGGCAUGGCAGCGCUCCAGCUUGAGAAAGACGAUUCGGCGCAUCGCACCGCCGAAGUCGAGCGGCGCAACAGGCAACGCGAGCAAGACAAGGAAGAGCGGAGGCUCGCCAUCCAGAAGCAGGUAGAGGACGGCAUCAAAGCGAUUCAGCGCGAGAAGGAGCGCGAACGCGCCCAGGUCGAAGCGGACCGAGAUGCUUGCCGCAAGUGGCUCUCAGAUUUGCACCUAGCUGCGUGCUCCUCGAACGCCGUCGGGCCAUCAGACUCCGAUACAGUAGACCUCCAUGAAGCGAUAGGACGCCAGAUGCAGGGCUUUUGGGAGGCAUCGCGUCCCGCCGCCUCGAGUCAAGCAAUCCGCAACGAGGUCAUCGCCGACGUCCAACGUGCUAUCAACGCCAAGUGGCCCCGUCAGGGCCUGCAAGUGGCAGCCUUCGGCUCCAGCGUGACGGGACUCAUCACCGAGACAUCCGAUCUUGAUCUCGUCUUGCUCGAUCCCACGCGUCCCUACGGCGUCGGCACACCAGCAGAGCUGCGCCGCGACACCAGAGGUUUUGUUCGUCACACGAGCGGCAUGCCCGAGUGGUACAGCACCAACCAGAUCGGCAACGCCAUCCGCAACUCGGGCAAGUUCCGCAACAUCGUGCCCAUCAGCAGCGCCGCCGUGCCAAUCGUCAAGAUGGUCCAUAGGAAGCAUGACAUUCCCGCCGACAUCAACAUCAACGAGCGAUUCGGUCUCUUCAACUCGCAGCUCAUCCAAGCCUACGCCAACUUGCAACCGCAGAUCGUACGGCCGCUUAUCUUCUUUCUCAAACAUUGGUACUCGCGCUGCGAACUCAAUGAUCCAGCUGGCAAGCGCGGGUCCAUGACAUUCAGCAGCUACACCAUCGCCCUCAUGGCCUUGCAAGUGCUUCAAGUCGAAGGUGUGCUGCCGAACCUGCAAAGUCCCGCCCUGCUAAACAGACUCAACGUGGCACCCAGCUUCCUCUACGCCCGUACCAGGCGACCGGCACGCGGCAAGAACGCACGGUCGGCCCUGGUCGAAGAUGCGUCGCCUCCAAAAAAGUACGAUGUGACCUUUGCGACGGAACACUCCGACGCUGAGCUGCAGAAGGGCAAAGUCAUCAACCCCACCGCAGACGACGCUCCCAAGAACAUGGUGUCAAGCAGUGAUCCUUUGCUCGGCAGGAUGCUGAUCUCGUUCAUUCGAUUCUACAUGCAACUUGACAGACGUAGGCAUGUUGUGUCUGUGGUGAACGGGUCGUUGUUGCCACGAAAGAGGGGCUCGCAUCCGAGACACGUUCUCUUCGACUCGGCUAGCGAAGAUGACAGUCUUGAACCCGAGGACGGCGACAGGCAAGAAUCUCCGGAUCUUCUGUCAUUUGCAUUCAGAGACGGCGACGCUCGCACCGCCUUGCGCGAAGAGCAACAAGACAUAUGGGCUGGCGAAGAAUUGGUGGUGCAAGAUCCCUUCAUCAUCGACCGCAACACCUCUCGAAACGUCAAGGCUGCGGCGAUCGAAAAGUGGCAAAGCACGAUGCGAAGCGCUGCCGAUCACCUGGGUGUGCACUUGGAGCAGAACACGAAACACGCUCACCGGGUGAGAGUCGAGGACGCCCCGCUCAUUCUUGACCUUUGCAUCCCGCUCGGGAUUCGCGCUGAACUCGAUGCCGCUUUGCCCGACGCCAGAAUGGGCAAUGGAGGCGGAACAGUGGAGCCAUGGCGGCGAGAGGAGGAAGAAGCAGCACAGGCGCGCGAGAUCGCCAAACAAGCCGCCAAAAAACUACGCCAGGAAAAGAAGAAGCAAGCUCGCAGAUCCAAGGCCAGUGAAGCACGCAGGCUGCAGGAAGAGGCGGCCAUGGUGGAAGACAUGAUCGAUGGCAUGGAGUCGCGUCGUCCGACGACAAGUGCACAGCUGUCGGAGAACUGGCGUCUGAGACCAGACAAUGGCAACGGCACAAACACCGGCUCCAGCCACAGCCCGGCUUUCGGCAGCAAUCAAGGCGACGGAGCAGAACCGAGCUUUGUCCCUUUCACGUUCAGCGUGGAAAGGUCGUCAGGGCCCAUCCCCGCAACAGCACCUCUCCCACCAAACACGACCGUCAGCAAUGAGGGAGACAAGCAAUUGUCUGCACGCGGGCAAGCAAAUGGCAGUCCGACGGUCUCGAUCAGGACGGAUGGAUCAUCCGAGUCAGAAGACAUCGACCUGGUCGCGUUGCGUCUUGAACGGGUGGCUCAGCCUUAG
Molecule: messenger RNA, 2859 nt
Organism: Pseudozyma hubeiensis SY62
Lineage: Eukaryota; Fungi; Basidiomycota; Ustilaginomycetes; Ustilaginales; Ustilaginaceae
Exons: 1
Coding region: 1-2859 (952 amino acids)
Biological process (GO): RNA 3'-end processing
Molecular function (GO): nucleotidyltransferase activity
Source: RefSeq, a predicted model, not a curated record